GCAUUGCCACCACUCCAAGCAUUUACGUCUCUUUCCCCAGGCUAGCUAGAGCGCAACUUUGCUUGUAGCUUGCUAGCAGCUUUCUAAGAUCUUGGGUAUAAGUUAAUAAUAUACGAUCGAGGAUCAAAGAGAGCUAGCUAGGCGAGAUAUAUAACUAUAAGCGCGCUGAAGAACUAAGCAGCGCAUAUCAUGGCGAUGCUGAUGAUGACGUGGACGUGGACAUGCAACGCCAAGCUGCUGCUGAUGACGCUCGUCUUCGCUGCUGCGCUGAGCGCGACGGUGACGACGUCGCGGGCGCAGUCGCCGCCGCUGCAGUACAACUUCUACGGCGCGUCGUGCCCGCAGGCGGAGGCGACGGUCCGCAACGUCACCGAGGGGAUCAUCGCCAACGACCGCACCAUGGGCGCCGCCUUCAUGCGUCUCUUCUUCCACGACUGCUUCGUCAGGGGCUGCGACGCCUCCAUACUGCUGGACCCGACCAGCAGCAACACGCAGGUGGAGAAGAAGGCGAUCGCGCUGCGCGGGUACGCGGCCGUGAACACGAUCAAGGCGGCGGUGGAGGCGGUGUGCCCCGGGGUGGUCUCCUGCGCCGACAUCCUGGCGUUCGCGGCGCGGGACACGGCCGUCGUCUCCGGCGGCUUCGCCGGCUUCGGCAUGCCCUCGGGCCGCCGCGACGGGGUGGUCUCCAGCUUCAUCGAGGUGCUGCAGAACAUCCCGUCCCCGACCUUCAAGCUCCCCGACCUCGUCAGCAACUUCGCCAAGAAGGGACUCGACGUGGACGACCUCGUCACGCUCUCCGCCGCGCACUCCUUCGGCCAGGCGCACUGCUCCUUCGUCAACGGCCGCCUCUACCCCACCGUCGACCCCACCAUGAACGCCACCUACGCCGCCGGGCUCAAGACGGUGUGCCCGCCGCCUGGCAGCGGCGGCGGCGACCCGGUCAUCAGCAACAACCGGGUCACGGACCCCAACGCGCUCAGCAACCAGUUCUACAGCAACCUGAUGACCGGGCAGGUGCUCUUCGUCUCGGACCAGCAGCUCAUGAACACCACCUACACGGCGGCCAAGGUGGCCAACAACUCCGCCGAUUCUGCCGCCUGGAUGACCCAGUUCCAAACGGCGCUGCUCAAGAUGGGCAGCAUCCAGGUGCUCACCGGGACGGCCGGCCAGGUCAGGAAGUACUGCAACGUCGUCAACAGCAGCUAACAGAUUCUCGGCCGGCUCGGAUCACUAGCUAGCCUGUGCAAGUACAACUGGUUCUAAUCAAAAUAGAACACAGUUAUUACAUGUUUCUUAACUAUUUAUUCAUUAUAUAUAAUACUAUGUACUUCCUUCAUCUUAAAUUAUAAGACAUUUUUCCUUUCUAUAUAUUCGUAGUUUUUGCUA
Zea mays is the source of this 1386-nucleotide messenger RNA. Its product is annotated as peroxidase 2-like. The record is from RefSeq and is a predicted model, not a curated record. The transcript has 2 exons. Lineage: Eukaryota; Viridiplantae; Streptophyta; Magnoliopsida; Poales; Poaceae. Gene Ontology annotation, biological process: response to oxidative stress; hydrogen peroxide catabolic process. Gene Ontology annotation, molecular function: heme binding; peroxidase activity. The coding region runs from base 190 to 1206 and encodes 338 amino acids.